Messenger RNA from Pestalotiopsis fici W106-1, 1368 nucleotides. RefSeq lists its product as uncharacterized. The record is from RefSeq and is a predicted model, not a curated record. The coding region runs from base 1 to 1368 and encodes 455 amino acids. The transcript has a single exon. Lineage: Eukaryota; Fungi; Ascomycota; Sordariomycetes; Amphisphaeriales; Sporocadaceae.
AUGCGGCGACCAGCGUGGGCUCCCAAACAAGCUCCCGUUUGCUUGAUCUGCGACGCUCUAACUGUUCGAGGCCCAAGCAGAGCCAAGGCCACCUUCACUACGCGGAGUGUCUCCAAUGCUCGACCUGCGCUGGACCGACGACCUCGUUGUUCCAGCAUCCAGCCGGUGGCGGUAGCAAACACAAGUCGGCCAAGAUGGCUAGCAUCACGCAUCAACAGUCGCACAUCUGCAGAAGGGAAGCAAGACGGGGGCCAAGCCGCGGUCAAGCCGCCGCCCGUUCCCGAAGCGGCAGGCAGAGAGAUUACUUCUCUGACAAACAUGUUGGCCUACAUUGAUAACAACAAAGCCAAGGUGCUCAACCAUCGUGGCGUUCCAUCCGAGGCCGAUAUCAGUGCUGCGCUUCAGGCCUGCCAGAUCGUGGCAGAUUAUAUCAUGGACGAUUCUGUGCAGCCUCAAAUCAGUCACAUGAUUAGCGAAACCGACUCGGCUGCCUCGAAUUUGUUGUCCCUGGAUCCUAGCGGCCGAAAGAAGACGACUUCUAGGCCAGCGACAUUCGAGGAGGCCGGUACCAGUCCCCGUAACACCUUGGUGUCUAAUCAGUUGAUGCAGAUGAUCGACAGGAUAUCUGAGGCUGCCUACGUCACGCUUGCACACCCUACCGUUUUGAUCACGCCAAGCUUGCUGGAGCAGUAUGUAAAGGUGCAGGCCACAUUAGGUAGGCCGGAGACGCUGCCUAGGGUGUUCCAGUUAUAUGCUUCAAAACCUAGACCGCAAGAGGUUUCGGGGUCUAUCAAGUAUUCGAAACAGAACCCCAACCAGGCCUCCAAGGCUAUAGACACAGACGUCGCGGACAUGGCACUGGACACUGCUAUCGAGGCCAAGAACCUCGACGCCGCCGUGGGUAUCAUUGAGAACACAUACACUACAACGGCCUUUAUUCGAUCAAAAGUGCUGCGCAAGAGCACACUUCCAUUGGCCACGUUUGCCGCGACACCGCUGGCGGCAUAUGCUGUGGCAAGGAACUUUUCCAUCUUCCAAGACGCCAUGGACACUGCGCAAGCAACCAACGUAGCAUUUGCCGGAAUACUAGCAUAUGUGGGAUUCACAGCCACGAUUGGCGUGGUUGCAGCAACUACAGCAAAUGACCAGAUGAAGCGGGUGACGUGGGCUCCAGGAGUACCUCUGCGCUCGCGCUGGGUCCGGGAGGAAGAGAGAGCGGCGCUAGAUAGAAUCGCCUGCGCAUGGGGUUUCGCGGAGCCUUGGCGGCAGGGCGAAGAAGAAGGCCCCGAGUGGGAUGUGCUCCGCGAGUACAUUGGGCAGAAAGGGAUGGUACUAGACCGGACCGAGCUAAUGGAGGGCAUGGAGUAG